Molecule: messenger RNA, 3356 nt
Organism: Ascoidea rubescens DSM 1968
Lineage: Eukaryota; Fungi; Ascomycota; Saccharomycetes; Ascoideales; Ascoideaceae
Product: glycoside hydrolase family 85 protein
Exons: 1
Coding region: 25-3126 (1033 amino acids)
Biological process (GO): protein deglycosylation
Cellular component (GO): cytoplasm
Molecular function (GO): mannosyl-glycoprotein endo-beta-N-acetylglucosaminidase activity
Source: RefSeq, a predicted model, not a curated record
CAAUCUCCCACCAGUACUAUCCCCAUGCUAGGCUAUAAAUCUUAUGCUCAUCUCAACAGAAAGCGUUCAAGGACAAAAAAGAACAGGUCCUCCAACGAGUCAAUCUUGUCUAACGAGUCCCUUCACUCGCUUGCCACCAACAGCCCUCUUGAUUCUGCUGCCAAUAAAGACCCUUCCACCGCUGCUGAUUUUGCUGCCAACAAAGCUGAUAUCUAUACCAUAAAUGAGUCUCUUUCUGGCCUAGAAAUUACCAACAACAGCACUGAUAAGGCUACUAACAACAAUAAUCCUAACAAUAAUAAUCCUAACAAUAGUAAUCCUAACAAUAACAACCCCAUCACCAAUAAUAUCACCAAUAACGAACUAGUAAAAUACAAAGACUACUACAAAUCGUUUCAUACAUCAUCUAAAAAUGGUAUUCAAUAUAACAAUUACACUUUGACUAACUCCUCUUCAAAUCCUUAUUUGCACAACAAUUCACUAAAUAGUUUAUAUUUUACUUCUCUCGACCAAUUGAAACUGUGGUGGAACCAAACCCAUAAAAACUCUUCCUCCUCAUUUUCGUCUCCUCCGAAUUUAAAUAUCCAUCAAUCAUUUGAUUCAUUUAGAAUUCCUAAAUUCAAAACUCAUCAUUCUUUUAAAAGAUUCAAAAACAUAUCAAAUUCUUCAAAGAUUAAUCUUUUGGUUUGUCAUGAUUUUAACGGUAAUUAUCAAAAUUACGAAGACAUGAACCCACAAGGUUAUUUUCCUCAUUUAAAUGGCACUCAUUUUUUCUUACAGUUUCCACAACUUGUUGAAAUGUUCACUUAUUUUUCUCAUAAUUUAAUUACAAUUCCUCCGGUAUCUUGGAUCAAUAACUGUCAUAAAUUUGGUAUCCCCUGUUUAGGUACGAUAAUAUUCGAAGGAAAUUCUAUAGAAGUCAUAAAGAAAUUAGACUCUUUAUUAUCUAUUAACCCAACUAAUAAUAAAUUCAUCUUUGUCGAUAUUCUUACUGAUUUAUGCAAAUAUUAUAGUUUUGAUGGCUUUUUAUUGAACAUUGAAACCCAUUUUUCAAAUUUUGAUUUAUCGAAUAACUUAAUAUCCUUUAUUGAAGCAUUAAAAUCAAAUCUACAUUUAAACAUUAAAAAUUCAAAAAUCAUUUGGUACGAUUCCCUUGUUCCUUCAAUUAAUAAAGUCAAAUAUGAAAAUGGUUUAUCCGUUGAUAAUUAUGAAUUAUUUAAAAAUUCAGAUUUCUUUUUCACUAAUUAUUGGUGGAAUGAAGAUAAUUUGAAAAAAAACAUAGCGAUAGCUGGGUUAUAUGGUAUUAAUAACUCUCUCUAUGUCGGUAUCGAUGUCUGGGGCAGAGGUUCCCAAUUAUCUGAUGGUGGCUAUGACACCCCAAAGGCAAUCAACUAUUGUACUGCUUAUGAAUCAAAUGUUGCUUUAUUUGCUCCAGCUUGGGUUUAUGAAUAUUUGGGCCAUGAAAAUUUCAUACAAAAUGAUAGAAAAUUCUGGAUCGAUAAUGGUUUGAAUGUUGAUACAAUAUCAACUUUUAUCUCAUCUUAUACUUCUACUUGCUAUUAUCCCUUUUAUCAUGACUACUCCUUAAACAAUACGCUUCAUGAAAACCUCAAAGGUAUCAAUAACAAAAGCGACUUUAUCUUCUAUACGAAUUUUUCUAAUGGUCAGGGAAAUUUUUUCAAUAUUAAUGGUAAAUCACAUUUUAAUGACUUUUGGGUUAACAAUAGUUAUCAAUUUGAAAUUCCCUUAAUUGUAUCCUAUCAAAAUAAUUAUACAAAUAAAAUCCCAGAUUAUGAUUUUCUAAAAAUCUCUUUAAACUAUUUAGAUUCUUUUAAUGGUGGUUCAUGUUUAAAAAUCGUUAAAAACAAUUCUUUAUUAUUAGACCAAAAUGAUUCAAACUAUUAUAAGAAAAAUUUAUUUAAUUUUAACAAUGAUUGUUUAAAUAAAAAUAUUAAAUUCAAAAUUAAUUACAAAUUAAACAAUAUUAAAAAGGAUCCAAAUGAUGAUUUUAAAAAUAAUAGUAAUAUCAAAAAAAUUUCAAUGAUCGAAGGUGAAAAACUUCUAGAUGAAUCUGUUAUAAGUUUCACUGAUGAUAACUCGGACGAGGAUUUCGAUGAAAUGGAUGGGUUUUUCCAGUUAGAAAUAAAUUACUAUAUUGAAAGAAGAAGAAAAAAUAAAACCAAAGUCUUUCAGGGAAUAAUCGCCAUUUCUUUAGAUGUUCCCUCAAAGAAGUUUUUGGACAGUGAUAUAAAUGGCUGGCAUACUAUUGAAAAAGUUAUCAAAACUCCCUCAAGAUAUAAAAAUGAGUACUGUGUUUUAGAAAAAAUUAAUAUUAAUUGGAUUACAAAUGAUCAAUUAAGAUUAAAACUGGAACAAAAAAAUUUUCCAAAAUUAUUUUCAAAUGUUUAUCUGGUUGAACCUACAUCAUCAGAAAUUAAUAGCAAUAUUGACAAUAAUAUAAUUAAAAAUAAUAUGAUUAAUAACGAUAGUAAUAAUAAUAAUAAUAAUAAUAAUAAUAAUGUAAAUGUUAACGAAUCAACUGCAUUAUUAGGAGCAAAUAAUAAUAACAACAACAAUAAUAAUAAUGUUCUUUUCAAUCUCCCUUCAUUGAACAAUUCCGAUAGUAAUAGUCUUGAUGAAUGGGUUAUUAUUCCCAAAAACACAGAUCCAAAUAACUAUGUUGAAUUGUUAAUAGGUGAUAUAUCAAUUCAAACUUUAGAUAUAGAGAAUGAUCCUCAAACUAAACUUAUCAAGCCAAUUAGCAAUUUAUUGGAAGUUAAUAAAUAUUCAGUGCCAAAAUCUGUUUUGUCGACAAUUAAACCAAUUACUAAUUUAGCCACAUCAUUCAUGUCACUAUCUGGAGCCGGUGGUGGUUUAGGACAUGGUACUAAGAACUACCAUAAAUAUAUUAUUAAAUGGGAAGAAACUGUAGAUUGUGCACCAUUAAUUUCUCACUGGAAUGUGUUUAUAGAUAGCGUAUUUGUGGGUAUUGCAUUUACUAAUUCUUGGUUUAUAUCUGGGUCUGAAGAUAUUUUGAAGAAUAAGAAUAAAAUUAACGUCAGAGUUGAUGUUGUUAGUUUUACUGGUGAUAUAAUUGAAGGGAUUGAUAUUCCAGUAACAUUAUAACUGGCUUUUAUUUCAGUUUAACACUUUAUAUUUCAUUUUUUAUUAUUUUAUUUUUUUACUUUAAAUUCGACUUACAGAAUUUGGUUUUUCAUUGGUGUUUUUUUAUUAAGGAAGUCAAUUAACGACAAUACUGGUUUAUUCAUCUUACGGUUGCACACACAUAUUUAUCAUAAUAUCCACUUUUUCAUAUCUUUUUUUUUUUCAACUUUCUUACAUUUUUCCACACUAUA